This is a messenger RNA of Chelmon rostratus (copperband butterflyfish), 1311 nucleotides long. RefSeq names its product HEN methyltransferase 1 (gene henmt1). Gene Ontology annotation, cellular component: nucleus; cytoplasm. NCBI's taxonomy places the organism in Eukaryota, Metazoa, Chordata, Actinopteri, Chaetodontiformes, Chaetodontidae. Gene Ontology annotation, biological process: RNA methylation; siRNA processing; piRNA processing. The coding region runs from base 1 to 1311 and encodes 436 amino acids. The transcript has 9 exons. The record is from RefSeq and is a predicted model, not a curated record. Gene Ontology annotation, molecular function: O-methyltransferase activity; RNA methyltransferase activity.
AUGGAUCCACUGUUUAGUCCGCCGCUUCACAGACAGAGACAUCAGUUUGUAAUCGAUUUUGUCAAGCGAAACAAACCCCAAAAGGUGGUGGACUUGGGAUGCAGUGAGUGCAGCCUUCUCAAAAAGCUGAAGUUUCACCGUGAGAUUGAACUCCUGGCUGGAGUGGACAUCAACGGCGCCAUAGUAAAAAAAAAGAUGCAUGGAUUAGCUCCUUUAUCAGCUGACUAUCUGCAGCCAAGUUAUGAUCAGCUGCGCAUUGAGCUGUACCAGGGCUCAGUCACACAAAAAGACGUCCGCCUCAGAGGAUUUGAUCUGGUGACCAGUAUAGAGCUCAUAGAGCACCUCACUCUUGAUGAUGUGGAGCGCUUCUCUGAGGUGGUAUUUGGUUACAUGACCCCAGCGGCAGUUAUUGUCAGCACCCCAAACUCUGAGUUCAACCCCCUUCUCCCUGUACUGGCAGGUUUCAGACACAGUGACCACAAGUUUGAGUGGACCAGAGCAGAGUUCCAGUCCUGGGCUCUGAAGGUGUGUCUGGAGUACGGUUAUGAAGUUGAGUUCACUGGCGUCGGACAGGCGCCGCCAGGCCAGCAGGAGAGAGUCGGCUUCUGCUCCCAGAUUGGUGUGUUUCACCGGCUCGGGGGCAGAGUUAGCCGCAACAUGUUCAAUGGUGAUGAUGCCGAGGAUGUGUUUUCAUACACACAACUGUACAGUAUAAACUACCCCAGCCUGCGUGACAACAACAUCUUGCGGAGGGUCCUGGCAAGUGAGGUGUUGUACUGGGCAGAAAAGCUGAAGAGAAGGUGGAUGGAGGAAAAGACUGGUGAGAGGGAUGACGGUUAUACACUGUCCCAGACUGAGGGAGGAGCAGAGGAAUGUGUCAGAGCCUCAGAACAAUGCAUGGGGAUGGAGGAGAAACAGACAGGAGUAUGUGGAGGAGAGAUGAAACAUCCAGUGAAACAAUGUGGCAGAGGUGUGGCAGAGGUUCAGGAAGUAGAGGAUGAAGAGCUGUUUUGGACAGACAGGAAAGCGCAACUGGAGUCUUGCAGACUGCACAGGUGUGUGUCUGUACCUCUGGCUGUGCUGUGGUCCUGUUGUCCCAAAGUCAGUGCCCUAAGUGGAAGUCUCAAUAAUCUCAGACAUCUCCUGAUGGAUGAGCCCAAUGUUAAACUGAACCAGGACGGCUCUGCAGUGCUUCUACAGGAGCAAGAAGAAGAAGAGGAUAAUAAUGUUUUGGAGGACAGCGGGUAUGGAGAGGCUAGCCAGUGCUCCCACAGUGCUGAGCAGGAGGGAGGCUGGGAGAAAAAUGAUUGA